Messenger RNA from Monosiga brevicollis MX1, 2931 nucleotides. RefSeq lists its product as uncharacterized. Gene Ontology annotation, cellular component: cytoplasm; actin cytoskeleton. Bases 1 to 2670 code for a protein of 889 amino acids. The record is from RefSeq and is a predicted model, not a curated record. Gene Ontology annotation, biological process: barbed-end actin filament capping; actin filament severing; actin polymerization or depolymerization. Gene Ontology annotation, molecular function: actin filament binding; phosphatidylinositol-4,5-bisphosphate binding. Lineage: Eukaryota; Choanoflagellata; Craspedida; Salpingoecidae. The transcript has 3 exons.
AUGUGUGUGUGUGUGUGUGUGUGUGUGUGUCCAUCUCAUCAUGUCCCGCCCCUCUCUCUCUCGCUCUCUGUCGUCCUCUUUAGGAACGGCUCGAGCCCCGCCCAAGUUGGCAAUGGCGGCGAUGAGCGACUGGCUAUGAAAAGGGCAGCCAGCAGGUCUUGUUACACACCUCCCAAGGGCAUGCCCACCGUUUUCGACGCCAGCUUCAAGGGCGUUGGUCAGAAGCCCGGCCUCGAUAUCUGGCGCGUGGAGAAGCUGGCCGUGGUCAAGAAGCCCGCCAACGACAAGGCCUUCCAGGGUCAGCUCCACGAGGGUGAUGCCUACAUCAUUCUUCACACCAAGCAAGUCGGCCCCGCCCUUGAGCGUCACAUCUACUUCUGGCUCGGCAAGGACUCGUCUCAGGACGAGCAAGGUGUCGCGGCCUACAAGACGGUCGAGCUCGACCAGUCGCUCGGCGAUGAGCCCGUCCAGCACCGCGAAGUCCAGGGUCACGAAACUGACGAGUUCCUCGACCUCUUCAAGGGUGGUCUGCAGUAUCUGCCCGGUGGCGUGGCCUCGGGCUUCAAGCAUGUCGACAAGGAGGGCGAGCACCGCAUGCGCCUCAUGCACGUCAAGGGUCGCCGCAAAAUCCGCGUUUCCGAGGUUCCCGUCUCGGCCGGCAGCGUCAACGAGGGUGACGUCUUCAUCCUCGAUGCCUUUAUGGAAAUUUACCAGUGGAACGGCAAGGAGGCUAGCCGUCUCGAGAAGACCAAGGCCAUGCAGAUUGUCCAGCGCAUCCGUGAUCAGGAGCGUGGUGGCAACGCCAAGAUUGUCGUCCUGGAUCAAGGCAAGGACGACGACACUGCCUUUUGGGCCAAGAUGGGCGGCAGCAAGCCCGCCAAGAUCAAGUCGGCCAAGGAAGCCGGCUCGGAUGACGCCCAUGAGCGCAGCGCCGUCAAGGAGAUGACCCUCUACCGUGUCUCCGACGCCUCGGGAUCCAUGCAGGUCACUCCCAUCGAGGAGAAACCCUACAAGAAGGAGCAGCUCGACACCAACGAUGCCUUUAUCCUCGACUGCGGACCCGCCGGUAUCUUUGUCUGGGUCGGCAAGGGCGCCACCAAGGAGGAGCGCGCCUUCUCCAUGCGCACUGGUACCGACUUUAUCAAGCAAAAGGGUUACCCCAACCACACCCCCGUCACCCGUGUCGUCGAGACCGGCGAGACCCCUCUCUUCAAGGAGAAGUUUGCCUCGUGGCCCGAAGCCAACAUGCUCCUCCCGGGCCAGUAUGCCCAAAAGCCCAAGGCCAUUCAGAAGCGUCACUUUGCCGUCGCCAGCCUUCACAACCGUCAGACUGAUAGCGACAUGGCCAAGGCCGCGCUGCCCGAUGACGGCAAGGGUACCCUCGAGGUCUGGCGCAUUGAGAACUUUGAGCGCGCCCCCGUUCCCAAGGAGCAGUACGGCCACUUCUACGGCGGCGACUCGUACGUCAUGCUCUACACCUACCUCAAGAACGACAAGAAGUGCUACAUCAUUUACUUUUGGCAGGGCCUCAAGUCUUCCCAGGACGAGCGCGGUGCCUCGGCCAUCCACGCCGUCAAGCUCGAUGAGGAGUACGGUGGCGAUCCGGUCCAGGUCCGCGUCGUCCAGAACAAGGAGCCCCCGCACUUUUACCUCGUCAUGCAGCAGUUUGGCGGCAUGGUCGUGCACGCCGGUGGCCACGCUUCGGGCUUCAAGAACCUGAACGACAAGGACAGCUACGACACGGACGGCACCCGCCUCUUCCAGGUCCGCGGCACCAACGACUGGGACACCCGCGCCGUCCAGGUCGAGGAGGAGCCUGCCUCCCUCAACUCGGGCGAUGUCUUCAUCCUCGAGACCCCCAAGCAGUGCUACCUGUGGUUCGGCAAGGGCUGCAGCGGUGAUGAGCGCGAGUUUGGCCGCCAGAUUUCCCCCACCAUCUGUGGCCGUCGCGAAGUUGAAUCCAUCAUGGAAGGCAGCGAGCCCGCCGAGUUCUGGGCUGGUCUGGGCCACGACAUUGCCAACGGCCGUCCCCACUACGCUGAGGUCAAGGAGGCCCAGAUGCAGGAGUACCGUCCCCCGCGUCUGUUCCAGUGCUCCAACGCCCGCGGCUACUUUUAUGUCGAGGAGAUUUUCGACUUUGAUCAGGAGGACCUGAUUGAGGACGACGUCAUGAUCCUUGACGCCUUCUUCGAGGUCUUUGUCUGGAUUGGUGCGGGUGCCAACGUCGAGGAGCGCAAGCACGCUCUGGAGACGGCCAAGGAAUACGUCGACUCGGAUCCUACGGACCGCACGAGCGAUGACACGGCCAUCAUGGUGGUCAAGCAGGGCCGCGAGCCAACCAACUUCCGCUGCCACUUUAUGGCGUGGGACGACGAGAAGUGGUCCAACGGCAUGAACUACGAGCAGCUCAAGGCGGCGCUCUCCGCACAGGGCGAGGCUGUUGAGGUCGUCAGCGUCUCCAAGGCCCUUGAAGCCUUUAGCACCGACCAAAAGUUCUCUUUUGCCGACCUCAAGUCAAACAACCUGCCUGACACAAUCGACAAGACCCAGAAGGAGCAGUACCUUGCUGAUGGUGAGUUCAACUCGGUCUUUGGCAUGAGCCGCGAGCAGUUCAACGCCCUUCCCAAGUGGAAGCAGCUCAACAAGAAGAAGGACGUUGGUCUCUUUUAAGGAACCCACCCGUCCACACCCCUACCCCUCUUGUAUUGCUAUUGUAAUUGCCUCAACUGUCCACAACCCACGUAUUUUUUGCCCCUGUGCUUGCGAUUGUUCCUGUGAGCGACACACGAACACACCCUUGCGUUGUUGCCAUUGCACGCCCGUAUCUUUUCCCUUCUUUUCACUUUUGUUUUUUUCCGUGCCUGGUCCUUUGGGCCAUUAACCUCUUGCGUGUGUGCUCUGAUGCAUUUGACAAUUCAUAUCUGUAUCUUC